AUGCGUUUCGCUCUCGCCAUUGCGGUCUUCAUUGCCGCUACUUCUGCCGCCCCGGCCAGCAAGCCUAAAGUGGAAGAUGCUAUCGCCUACGCCGAAUCCUACAAGGAACGCUACAAGCGAUUGCCUGACGCCGAUGCCGAAGCUGAGGUUGCGUAUCCGGAGGCUUACAAGGAGAGAUAUUGA
Trematosphaeria pertusa is the source of this 183-nucleotide messenger RNA. RefSeq lists its product as uncharacterized. The record is from RefSeq and is a predicted model, not a curated record. Bases 1 to 183 code for a protein of 60 amino acids. Lineage: Eukaryota; Fungi; Ascomycota; Dothideomycetes; Pleosporales; Trematosphaeriaceae. The transcript is spliced from 3 exons.